GCCGGGGCGCACCCGGCGAGAGGCGGCAGCGGCGGGAGCGGCGGUGAUGGACGGGUCCGGGGAUCAGCCCCGAGGCGGGGGGCCCACCAGCUCUGAGCAGAUCAUGAAGACGGGGGCCCUUUUGCUUCAGGGUUUCAUCCAGGAUCGAGCAGGCCGCUUAGGGGGAGAGACGCCGGAGCUGGGGCUAGAGCAGGCCCCCCAAGAUGCGUCCACCAAGAAGCUGAGCGACUGUCUGAAGCGCAUCGGGGAUGAGCUAGAUAAUAACAUGGAACUACAGAGGAUGAUUGCAGCCGUGGACACGGACUCCCCCCGCGAGGUCUUUUUCCGGGUGGCCGCGGAGAUGUUCUCAGAUGGCAACUUCAACUGGGGUCGCGUGGUCGCCCUUUUCUACUUCGCUUGCAAACUGGUGCUGAAGGCCCUGUGUACCAAGGUCCCGGAGCUGAUCCGAACCAUCAUGGGCUGGACGCUGGACUUCCUGCGAGAGCGGCUGCUGGGCUGGAUCCAGGACCAGGGUGGUUGGGAUGGCCUCCUCUCCUACUUCGGGACCCCCACGUGGCAGACGGUGACGAUCUUCGUGGCCGGGGUGCUCACUGCCUCGCUCACCAUCUGGAAGAAGAUGGGUUAAGCCCAGCGCUGGCCUCGGACUGUCUUUUCUGCAUAAAUUAUGGCAUUUUUCCGGG
Suncus etruscus (white-toothed pygmy shrew) is the source of this 680-nucleotide messenger RNA. It is a transcript of the gene BAX, whose product is annotated as BCL2 associated X, apoptosis regulator. Gene Ontology annotation, biological process: positive regulation of apoptotic process; mitochondrial fusion; extrinsic apoptotic signaling pathway in absence of ligand. The record is from RefSeq and is a predicted model, not a curated record. The transcript has 6 exons. Bases 47 to 625 code for a protein of 192 amino acids. Gene Ontology annotation, cellular component: mitochondrial outer membrane. Gene Ontology annotation, molecular function: channel activity; protein homodimerization activity; protein heterodimerization activity. NCBI's taxonomy places the organism in Eukaryota, Metazoa, Chordata, Mammalia, Eulipotyphla, Soricidae.